GGGUUCCUGGGAGGAGACAUAACUGUCCACAAUCAGACUCAGUACAAAUGGACUGUCUGUAUUGAGGUUAAGCACCCAUGGCCUGUGCCUGACAAAUAUUGCAAAUUCGUAGUUGACAGCUAUGAAAAUGGAGUUAUGAAGUUAAUUAUACCCAUGACCUUCCUCAAAACAUUCUACAUCAAUGUGAAGUAUGGAGAUUGCUCAGAGAGUGACUGUUGCAAAAAUCCACACUUGUGGUACGUGUUUAAUCCAAAAGAUGAUCCAUCUUUCACAAUUCGAGAGAGUGGAGACCACCAGGAAAUACAUCUGGACUGCAACAGAAAUUAUGAGAAGAGGAAAUCAACAUGCCCAAAUUAUGGGAAAAUUGAAGAUGAUGCGCGAGAGGAAGAAGAAAGAAAAAGACAAGAAAAAGAGGAGCAGAGGCGACAGGCCCAGCUUGAACGUGAAAAAAGAAUCGAGGAACAGAUUCAAAGGGAAAGUGAGCUUGCUGCUGAGAAACUUUCACAAGCCACAGAGACGCUCAAGCAGAAACAGAGGCUGAGAGGCCAUGAGCUCCAUCACCAAACUUAUAUAAUGCAACAGACAAUAAACACUGAAAUUGAGAGAGAUGAGGUUGCAGAAAUAGAGGAGAAAUUCUCAGACCUCCUAUGUGAAUAUCGAAUCCUUGAAGAGGAAGACUCAGAGGAGACAUUAGCAGGCAGGAUGAAAACCCUGCAAAAUGAGUUAAUGGUGGAGUACUGUAAGAAACACAACCUGUCCAGCAGCUGUGUGUUUUCUUUCGACACUUCAGUUGGUUAUGAGACUCUGCCUCUACAAGAUAGACUGACAGUGCUUGAGGCAAUAAUGUAUUUAGUUUUUGAGGAGGAUGAAAAUGACCACAAACAUAAACACAACCGGGAUUUCCUCUUGGAUGUGCUGGAACUGUUGCAAGACGAUCAUCCGUCACUUGCCUUUAAUCUUUUACAGAGCGUUCUUCAAACUGAUAUUCAACUUUCUACACAGAGUAAAGACAUUCUGUGUCGGAUUGCGUUCAACAACACAUGGAAACUGCCAGAAAUAACAGAUUUCAUGCGUUAUGUUGUCGGGAAAGACAAAGAUCACGUGCAGGCAAUACUUCACAUUGCACAGACCUACAAGCUGGAGUAUGAGAUUGUUCUCCAUGCUUUAGAUUCACCUGAUCCACCCAGACGGCUGAAAUGGCAUGUUGACACAGAAAGAGACAAAAAUGCUAAUACUAUUAUUAGUGAAAUGCGCAACUCAAACUAUCCUGAGAAUGUCCUGACAAUACUAGAGGAUGUUCUGGUAUAUCUGGAAAUGGAGCUUCAAAAACACAAAAGAACUGAUCUCCAUAAAAAUGAAAUCCAGCAUGUAAAGAAAAUGGUUAAAGAACUGGAUUUUACCAAUCCAGACAGACAAGUUCUCAAAAGUGUACUAGUGCAAAUGUCAGUCGCAGUAAAAAUGUGCUCUGCUCUCACUAUUCAAAGGGGUAAAGAGGAAAUAGUCAUUGAAGGAUAUCUUCCCAGAUUAACUCAGCUUGCAACCUUGAUGGUUUUCCUGCUUCCAAAAUCAAAAACCAAUACAGGUUGUCUCCUUGAAAUUGGAACAGGUGAAGGGAAAUCUUGUAUCUUAGCCAUGCUUGCUGUGAUCCAUGCCAUUCGUGGUGUAAAGGUGGACAUUGUGACAAGCUCUCCAAUCCUCGCUUGCCGUGAUUUAGAGGAAUGGAGCAAACUUUACAACAUGUUCGACAUAACAUCAUCUGCUGUUCCUCCAAUGCUGAAUGAUGUCUCAUCUGAAGAACAAGAUGAUCUGACUCAGGAAGCAUACAAACAAGAUGUAGUGUACAGUACUGUUGGAACAUUUGCAGCAGAUACACUGAAACAAGAGUUUGAGAACAAAACAUCUCGUGGAGACAGGAAGUUUGAGUUGGUCCUUGUGGAUGAGGUUGACUACAUGACUUUAGAUAAUGGAGUUCAAAUAACAUUUCUGUCCCAUGAGUCCAGUGGCCUCCAACAUUUGGAGCAAGUCCUAGCCAGCAUCUGGGCCAUUAUAUCUGCAUGUCGACCAAUUGAGGUAGAAGAAACUGGAGAGACCAUGUGGACAACAAGAGUCCAGAAUUUUCACACAGCUGCCCUGAUAGCAAUGAUUGGUUCAGAUACAAAUGAUACGUUUUCACCACUGGAAAUUUUGUUGCCAGGUAUUGAAUUAGGCUUUUACUCAGAGGAAGAUUUUGAAAAUUUGAAGGUCUCUAUUAAUGAAGAAGGAGAAAAGGAACAUGGGGCCAUUGAAAAUGAGGCAUUAAAGACCAUCAUGGCUAAAACAGGAAUAGAACAACAAUAUGACCUGCUCAAGGUUCUCGAGAUGGGGAUGGAGCACAAGGUGGCAUUUAACUGUUAUAUUUAUCAGUCAGAAACUAGAAAAGCCUUUCAAUUUGGAGAGCAAAAGACAAAAACUGACCAAAACAUCAACAUGCUGCUACUCGAGAAUGGAAAAUCUUGUGAGAUCUUGGCUGAAAAUUUGCUCAUUGAGGCCACCAUUAGUGAGGUGAAAUCCAAGAUUAAAUACUCUAAACAAUGCAGUUCAGAAGAAGAUAAAGAAUCUCUUGUAAUCCCUUCUUUCUUGGAGAAAUACCUGGACAGUCAGCUGCCACUGUUUGUUGAGAAUGCACUGAAGGCCAUUCAGAUGACCAAAGGCAGAGAGUACAUGAUUGAGAGAUCUCUUAGUGCUCAGGGAAUAGAUGUUGAUGAAGAUGGUGAACACAUGUACCAUGCAAUAAUCCCAGUGGACUUUCAGGCCAGUGGAAUGCUGGAGAAAAGAAAACGGUGGGGUGAUGGACUACAACAAUUUCUGGAGAUGAAGCAUCAGUUAACAUUAUCUCCAUUAUCAAAUGUGACAAACUACAUGUCAAAUUCAAAUUUCUUCAAAAGAUAUCUCAGAGGGAAAGGGAUAUUUGGUGUUUCUGGAACACUAGGGGGAGAUGCAGACAAGGGUUUCCUGGCAAGGCAUUACAAAACGGACAGCUAUGUCAUACCAGCUCAUCAACGUCAAAAGGUUACUGAGCUGCCUGCAGUCCAGGUGAGAGGAGGUACGGAACAAUGGAUCCAAACUAUUUGUGACACGGUCACAAGAGUCUCUAAACGAGGACAGGUGGUGUUAGUCGUGUGUGAGGACGUCAACACAGCAAAUGCGCUCAAUGACAAAAUUGCAGCAGAAAAUAAACAUCCAGUUACCAUGUACACGAUGAGUGAGAGCCACAACAUUGAGAACCAGGAGUUCAACAAGGGACAGAUCAUUAUUUCCACUAACCUUGGAGGACGUGGGACAGACAUUAAGGUCACAGAGGAGGUAAAUCGCUGUGGCGGUCUCUUUGUGCUACUCACGUACUUCCCCAAUAACCGAAGGGUCGAGAAACAAGUCUUUGGAUGAAC
Messenger RNA from Hemibagrus wyckioides, 3425 nucleotides. RefSeq names its product protein translocase subunit SecA-like. The coding region runs from base 136 to 3423 and encodes 1095 amino acids. Gene Ontology annotation, molecular function: ATP binding; ABC-type protein transporter activity. Gene Ontology annotation, biological process: protein import; protein targeting. Lineage: Eukaryota; Metazoa; Chordata; Actinopteri; Siluriformes; Bagridae. The record is from RefSeq and is a predicted model, not a curated record. Gene Ontology annotation, cellular component: membrane. The transcript is spliced from 4 exons.